UUAUGUUUACAUUGGCUACUUGGCUCGGCUCGCGUUAAGUUAUUCGCAUGGUGGGUCGUAAAUUUUCACUAAGCUGUUUUAUUAGUAAUGUGAAUGGUGUUGUUUCAAUUUUUGGCUAGCAAAAACUAAAAUGGGUUCCUCUGGAGAACGGGUACAAAUCCGGCUAGGAACCCCAAAUACAAGUUCUAAGCAGAUUGGAUUACCAAUAAAAAACCUUGAGGAUAAAUGGAAGCUGGUCCCUGCUUUUCUGAGUAUAAAAGGAUUGGUAAAACAGCAUAUCGAUUCAUUCAAUUACUUCAUUAAUACAGAAAUCAAGAACAUUGUAAAAGCAAAUGAGAAAGUGCUCAGUGAUGCAGACCCUCUCUUCUAUGUCAAGUACUUAAAUAUAUAUGUUGGCACACCUGAUGUAGAAGAAGGGUUCAACAUCACCCGGAAAACAUCCCCUCAUGAGUGUCGUCUGCGUGAUCUGACGUACUCAGCGCCUAUCACUGUGGACAUAGAGUAUACACGAGGCAGUACUAGGGUAGCCAGGAGUAACCUUCUUAUUGGCAGGAUGCCCAUAAUGCUACGAAGUUCAAAUUGCGCGUUAUACAAGAAAUCAGAGUACGAAUUGUCAAAGCUGAAUGAAUGUCCUCACGAUCCUGGUGGUUACUUCAUAGUUCGAGGAACUGAAAAGGUGAUUCUGAUCCAAGAGCAGUUGUCUCGGAACAGAAUGAUUGUAGAGGAAGAUCGUAAGGGAGGGAUCCAAUGUCAGGUGACCAGUAGCACUCACGAUAAAAAGUCACGAACUAACAUCAUCAUGAAGCGAGGCAAAUACUACUUGAAGCAUAACCUGCUGCAGGAUGAUAUUCCCAUAGUGGUGGUAUUCAAGGCGAUGGGCUUUCAGUCUGAUCAGCAGAUCGUUCAGAUGGUGGGGACGGAACAGGAGAUCCUUAAGAAAUUGGCUCCUUCCAUAGAAGAAUGUUAUACUGUGGAUGUAUUUACUCAAACUCAAGCACUUAAUUACAUUGGAAGAAAGGCAAAACAGAAGAGGUUUUUUGGUCCGAGUGGAAAACCAAAACCACCAGUAGAUGAAGCAAGAGAUAUGCUAGCCUCAGUCAUCCUGGCUCAUGUUCCGGUGGAGAACUUUAACUUCAAGCUAAAAGCUAUAUACACGGCUCUGAUGCUGCGAAGGGUAAUUCAAGCGCAAGAUGAUGUGGAAGUGGUCGAUGACCGAGACUACUACGGCAACAAACGCCUCGAGCUAGCUGGCUCACUGCUGUCACUCAUGUUUGAAGACUGCUUCAAGAGGUUCAACUCAGAGUUGAAAGCAAUCGCAGACAAGAACAUUCCCAAGAUCAAGGCAGCACAGUUUGAUAUUGUCAAGCAUAUGAGGCAAGAUCUGAUCACUAAUGCACUGGUGUAUGCAAUAUCAACUGGUAACUGGACCAUAAAGAGAUUCAAGAUGGAGAGGCAGGGAGUGACACAGGUGUUGUCUCGUCUGUCCUACAUCUCCGCCCUGGGGAUGAUGACCAGGGUCAACUCUCAGUUUGAAAAGACAAGGAAGGUGUCGGGGCCGAGGUCUCUGCAGCCGUCCCAGUGGGGAAUGUUGUGCCCUUCAGACACCCCUGAGGGUGAGGCAUGUGGACUUGUGAAAAACCUUGCUCUAAUGACACACAUCACGACAGAGCUUGAGGAGGGCCCAAUUGCAAAGGUGUUGUAUAACAUCGGUGUGGAACACAUCAGUCUUCUCAACGGUGAGGAGAUGUAUGCUCCUGGCAUCUACCUAGUCAUUCUCAAUGGAAACAUCCUGGGAGUGACUGGUAACUACCGCAGGGUUGUGAGGGUGUUCCGUCUGUUGCGGAGGUGUGGAAGAGUCAAUGGGUUUGUCUCCAUCUAUCCGCAACACAAGCACAGAUGUAUCUACAUAUCCUGUGAUGGAGGCCGACUGUGUAGGCCGUAUAUUAUAGUGGAGAAAGGAGAAUCCCUAGUCAAGCAGCAUCAUUUAGAUGAGCUAAACCAAGGAGUUAGAAUAUUUCAAGACUUCAUUUUCGAUGGAUUGAUAGAGUACCUAGAUGUGAACGAGGAGAACGACUCGAUGAUUGCUCUGGAUGAAGAGAAUAUAGUACCAGAGCAGACGACACACCUGGAGAUAGCAGCUUUCACGUUGUUGGGAGUAUGUGCUGGACUGGUGCCUUACCCCCACCACAACCAGAGUCCUAGGAACACCUACCAGUGUGCCAUGGGAAAACAGGCUAUGGGUACGAUUGGUUAUAACCAGCGUAACCGAAUCGACACUCUGAUGUACAACCUGGUGUACCCGCAGGCUCCCAUGGUCAAGUCAAAGACAAUAGAACUGAUCAACUUUGACAAGCUGCCAGCGGGACAGAAUGCGACCAUUGCUGUUAUGAGCUACUCGGGAUAUGACAUAGAGGAUGCGCUCAUACUCAACAAGGCAUCUCUUGAUAGAGGUUACGGCAGAUGCCUAGUGUACAGGAAUGCUAAGUGUACACUGAAGCAGUACGCCAACCAGACUUAUGACAGGAUUCUCGGACCCCUAGUUGACGCGGAGACCAAGAAGCCGAUCUACAAGUGUGAGCCGCUAGACGCUGAUGGCAUCGCCUGUCCUGGGGAAAUGGUGCGGGAGAGACAAAUUCUUGUGAACAAGUCUAUGCCUGUUGUCAGCUCAACGACCCCCCAGGGUGCAAUGUCCACUCCACAACCUCCUCCUGAAUACAAGGAGGUGCCGAUUACUUAUAAGGGCUCUGUGCCUAGCUACAUAGAGAAAGUGAUGGUUUCAUCUAACAACGAAGACGCUUUCCUCAUAAAAUUGUUGCUGCGUCAGACUCGACGGCCUGAAAUUGGUGAUAAGUUCAGCAGUCGACACGGUCAGAAAGGCGUCACAGGUCUGAUCGUAGACCAGGAGGACCUCCCAUUCAACGACUACGGGAUUGUACCUGAUAUGAUCAUGAACCCUCAUGGCUUUCCAUCCCGUAUGACAGUAGGUAAACUGAUAGAAUUACUGGCGGGCAAGGCUGGCCUAAUGGAGGGAAAGUUCCACUACGGUACAGCAUUUGGGGGUUCCAAAGUGUCAGAUGUGUGUGAAGAGUUGGCCAGAAAUGGGUUCAACUACCAGGGCAAAGACAUCUUCUACUCCGGCAUCACUGGGGAGCCACUGCAGGCUUACAUCUACUCCGGACCGGUGUACUACCAGAAGCUGAAGCACAUGGUACAAGACAAGAUGCACGCCAGGUCUCGAGGCCCGAGAGCUGUGUUGACUAGACAACCUACAGAGGGUCGUAGUAGAGAGGGUGGACUGAGGCUCGGCGAGAUGGAACGUGACUGUCUCAUCAGCUACGGUGCCAGUAUGCUGCUAAUUGAAAGACUGAUGAUAUCUAGUGAUGCUUUUGAUGUUGAUGUGUGCAACCAGUGUGGACGACUUGGCUACUCAGGCUGGUGUCAUGGUUGUCACAGUAGUGCAUCAGUGUCAACCAUCCGCAUCCCCUAUGCAUGCAAACUGUUGUUCCAAGAACUGCAGUCCAUGAACAUCGUGCCGAGACUUACCUUGAAGAAUUACUGUGAUUAAACCACUGUUGUAUAGUGGAUUAAAUACAUUUUUUUACUGUUAA
Messenger RNA from Macrosteles quadrilineatus (aster leafhopper), 3608 nucleotides. RefSeq names its product DNA-directed RNA polymerase III subunit RPC2-like. The coding region runs from base 131 to 3565 and encodes 1144 amino acids. The record is from RefSeq and is a predicted model, not a curated record. Gene Ontology annotation, biological process: DNA-templated transcription. The transcript is spliced from 22 exons. Gene Ontology annotation, molecular function: DNA binding; ribonucleoside binding; DNA-directed RNA polymerase activity. Lineage: Eukaryota; Metazoa; Arthropoda; Insecta; Hemiptera; Cicadellidae. Gene Ontology annotation, cellular component: RNA polymerase III complex.